Messenger RNA from Hevea brasiliensis (rubber tree), 867 nucleotides. RefSeq names its product methyl-CpG-binding domain-containing protein 4-like. Bases 25 to 591 code for a protein of 188 amino acids. The record is from RefSeq and is a predicted model, not a curated record. Lineage: Eukaryota; Viridiplantae; Streptophyta; Magnoliopsida; Malpighiales; Euphorbiaceae. The transcript is spliced from 2 exons. Gene Ontology annotation, molecular function: DNA binding; zinc ion binding.
GACUCCAAAAUUAAUCUUAAAAUAAUGAAAAGGGAGAGAGGAAUGGCAACGAAAGACGACAACAGUGAAAGCCCUAAAACGGCGUCGAAGAAUUCACGGGGGGCAGUGUGGUCAAUUGAUACUUAUGCUGCACAAUGUGAAACAUGCUUAAAAUGGAGGGUAAUUGCAACUCAAGAAGAAUACGAGGAAAUCAGAAGCAAAAUCUUGGAGAAUCCCUUUGUUUGUGACAGAAAACCUGGGGUAACUUGCAAGGAUGCUGCUGACAUCGAUUGCAACGCAACUCGAACUUGGGUGAUUGACAGGCCUGGCAUCCCAAAGACCCCAAAAGGUUUUAAGAGGAGCUUGGUGCUAAGACGGGAUUUCUCCAAAAUGGAUGCUUACUAUAUCACUCCCACAGGUAAGAAACUAAGAACGAAAAAUGAAAUUGCAGCAUUUUUAGAAGCAAAUCCAAAAUACAAAGAUGUUUCUAUUGAGGACUUCAAUUUCACUUCUCCAAAGGUAAUGGAAGACACUAUACCUGAAGAUGGAAAGAAGGUUAAUGCUAGUGGUAGCGGUUAUAGAAAAAGUAAGGCAUUAAAUGAUGCAGCUUGAGCUGGUAUGCUGUGUCUCUAAGUAACUUGUUAUUGGGUGUUGUAUCUCUACAAGGUUGGUGUGAUGGGGGUUUUUUUGUUCAUUUCGCUGCAUGGGAGGGAUUUUUUGGGGCCAAUACAUUUUGCAGAUGAUGGCAGAACAAUUGCGUAGUUGCGAGAAUCCUAUUUAUUUUCCGAUUAGGUUGCUGGCUCUUUAUUGAUCGCUUGGAGUAACGCAAUGCCAAACAAAGCCCAUUGAAAUUUGGCAAUGCAAUCCCAAAAACUGAAUUCCAGCAAA